Microsporum canis CBS 113480 is the source of this 1527-nucleotide messenger RNA. RefSeq lists its product as uncharacterized. Bases 1 to 1527 code for a protein of 508 amino acids. NCBI's taxonomy places the organism in Eukaryota, Fungi, Ascomycota, Eurotiomycetes, Onygenales, Arthrodermataceae. The transcript has a single exon. The record is from RefSeq and is a predicted model, not a curated record.
AUGAACUGGACUGGUGGCCGUUUACAUCGAUCCUCAUACAAAACAAAACCAUCAUCCAAGGGUGUUCAGCAACAACGCGUUGCCCAAGCUAAACUACGGGUCAUUAAUGAAACUCAGCCCAUUUCGCCUUUCAGAAUCACCACAUGGGCGACAGGCGAGCGAGAAAGCUACGAAGCUGGGUGCCCUGGCUCUAUAGCGACCUCUAGGGAGUAUGGAACAAACACCCGUAAUGAGAACCAAGCGGCACUGUUAAACACUAGCGGUUUGUUGCAAGUGACACAUAACUACGACCGAGAGACAAAGGAUUCUCUUGCAGAUUCCUCUACCACCAUGGUUGACGAGAUGAGGAAGAAGCUGCUGAGAAAGGAAGAUUGGGCAGGCCUUAGCCUUUCGAGACCCUAUAGGUUGAACGCCGCACACGAGCAAGAUAAGAGACGGUUUGGAAGAAGGCAACCUUUGUUUCGGGAAAAUGGAUUUGGUUUACAUACCCCUCAGCAAGCUCCGAAUAAACGGCAAAAGAUGGCACGACCAAGGCGGCGUUCCUCAACUCAACCGAGCUCUGAUGAUAUCAGUGUAUGGGUAGAGCAACAAAGGGGCGAACCUGAGAUUGAACCUCAUCAUUCUGAAAUCUCCAUGUUUCCCCAUGAAUCGGCAGAGUCGAUAUUAUUUGAUACUAACUCAACCAGAGAUAGAGUUGGAAGAUCCAUUAGCACAGCUUCUACAAGAGUCAAGGGCUCGCAGAAUAUAAUCUGCAAUAGCGAUAUUGAAGAACAAGAACAAUAUCAACUGGAUAAUCAGACUGAUGCUUCCCUAUGCCCAGAUAUAUCAAAUAUUCCCGUCCUAGAUCGGCGAGGCUCGUUUGUUACAACCGGUAACCAGACGCGAUAUAUUCCACCACCAAUGCCUACGCCGCAAGUUUCAAGGUGCCUAGAGGGAGAAACUAGAAGUGAAUCAUCAACGGGGAGAGAUGAAAUAUACCCUCGGCAAAAGAGAACUCCGCCGCUCCAGCCGAGAGGCAACGCGCAGAGUAUAAUCUCGAGAGAUCCCAAGUGGAUAGGAGGAGCAGGCAAUCUAAUAGAAUAUCCGCCACGAUAUGUGCUAGACUGCAAUAGCACCAUGGUGCUACAAAGAGAUAUCGCACGCCGCAAAAGACACCAGAAUAUUGAUUAUAUUCAAAAUUAUUCGCUCAAUCGACCCCCGUUGUUACAGAAGUACAUCCAGCCACCGCUUUAUAGCAAAUCUAGAUGCUCUUCCUACGGCCCAAUAUCCUCACCACAUUUAGAUAUACAGGAAAUCCGGGAAAACCAAAAUACUCAUCAGCAGUAUUACGAUUUAAAUGGCCCGACACAGUAUGUGUCUCGUUAUGCUAAUACGGAGCAAAGGCAAGCGGGUUUUUCUCACUCUCUGCCAAAGCCUCAGCCCUGCUAUAGCAACUUAUCCCCAAUUAAGGUCCCUAACCUUCGAGCCUAUAAGGUCUUAGUAUACGGUCAGGAAGUUGAUCUCUCGGAGAACGAUCGUCUGGAGUAA